AUGACCAACAAGGAGCAAAGAGGCCUUGAUACCUCCGAUGCGGAGCAUGCAAGCAUUGCGGACUCGGCUGAAGAGUUUGAAGUCUUCAAGAAGACCGCAGAUGGUGUGAGUUUUCGCGAUGUGGGUUGGUUCAAAGCCUGCAUUCUGUUUGUGAAAGUUCUUUUUGCGACAGGUGUGCUCUCUCUGCCUUCAGCACUACUCUCCCUCGGUGCUGUGGGUGGUGCCAUCAGCAUUGUGGCCUGGGGCGUACUCAACACAUAUGCCUUUGUGAUCCUUGGGAACUUUCGCCUGCGUCGCCCUCACUGUCACUCCAUUGCAGACAUGGCAGAGGUGGUGGGCGGCGUGGUCGGCAAAGAAAUCACUGGCCUAUUAUUUAUCAUCGGCUACGUUUUGGUCACAGGCAGUGGAAUUGUUGGGGUAUCCACGGCCUUGAACGCCCUCUCACAUCAUGCCGCCUGUACUGUCUGGUGGUCAUUUCUGGCCAUGGUGGUAGUGAUCGCGACAGCCUCAAUUCGCAAACUUACUCAUGUUGGAUGGCUCACAUAUGCCGGCUUCAUCUCAAUCUAUGCUGCUGUGCUGAUUGUGGUCAUCGGUGUCACCACACGAGACCGACCAGCUGCCGCUCCACAGACAGGCCCCUACGACCUUGGUUAUGUGGCUAUCAACAACCCAGGUUUUGCUGCCGGCAUGGUCGCAUCCAGCACAAUUUUCGUCUCCUCUGCCGGCACAAGCGCCUUUUUGCCCGUUAUCUCGGAGAUGCGUAACCCAAAGGACUACAAGAAAGCGCUGUACCCUUGCAUGGUGCUAGUCACCGCGUCAUAUCUUGCCUUUAGCUUGGUUGUUUACCGUUGGUGUGGCCAGUGGGUCGCCAGCCCUUCAUUAGGGAGUGCUGGUCAAACGAUCAAGAUGGUAUCCUACGGAGUCGCCUUACUAGGACUGAUUGUGAGCGCCACGAUUUAUCUUCAUGUUGGAGCAAAAUAUCUCUUUGUUCGGAUUCUAGGCAAAACUCGUCACUUACAGGCAAAUUCGAUGAUCCAUUGGGGGACUUGGCUUGCCUGUACGGUUGUUCUGGGCGCCAUAUCUUUCAUCCUCGCUGAAGCUAUUCCCAUUUUCAAUUACUUGAUCGCAUUAGUCGGAUCUCUAUGCUUUGCGCCGCUCGCUAUAUCCCUCCCCGGGCUACUCUGGCUACACGACCAUGGUCACUACUUGAAGGGAUCUCUUGUGCAGAAGGUCAAGUUCGUCCUCCAUAUAGGAAUGAUCCUUCUCGGUAUAUUUUUCCUUGUUGGUGCAACAUACGGCGUCAUCAUUCAAAUCAAGGCGGCCUACGCCGAUGGAACAAUCGGCUCAACAUUCUCCUGUGCCGACAACUCGAAUUCCUCCUGA
Molecule: messenger RNA, 1383 nt
Organism: Penicillium subrubescens
Lineage: Eukaryota; Fungi; Ascomycota; Eurotiomycetes; Eurotiales; Aspergillaceae
Exons: 4
Coding region: 1-1383 (460 amino acids)
Biological process (GO): amino acid transmembrane transport
Cellular component (GO): vacuolar membrane
Molecular function (GO): amino acid transmembrane transporter activity
Source: RefSeq, a predicted model, not a curated record